Messenger RNA from Dovyalis caffra, 423 nucleotides. Lineage: Eukaryota; Viridiplantae; Streptophyta; Magnoliopsida; Malpighiales; Salicaceae. The record is from the annotation of a GenBank genome assembly.
AUGGACACAGUAUUACUUCCACUUUUACAAGACGGCCUUCUUUGUCAAAGGUUUGUUUUUCGCCCAUGGCUUCAAUUCGUGCAAAAUGCUGUCAUGAAUGAGUUCUUAUAUUAUCUGUCAUCAAAAAUGUACUGGGGGAUGCCUCUCCCUAUAUCUGCAGCUAUCGUAAAUACUUUUGAUGGAGUCCGAGCCAUUCUUCUUGUUAUCAUCACUCACCUUGCAGAAGCAUACUAUGUGGUUGUCCCUAUAAUUUGCCUAGCACUGGGACUACUAGCUUUGGGCGACGCUGGAACUUGUCCUUUGGAUGUAUUUCUCUCUGAUCAAAUAGCCGAUGAUAAUUCAGAGGAGGCACUUAAUAAUGGGGAUAAAGAUGAAAAAGUCGGUGCCGGUACUCAAUUUUGGCGCAGUGUUGCAGUUCUAUAG